UCAUAUCUUCUCUGUUUUGUCUCAUUGUCUUUGUCUUGCACAGACUCACCCACUGGAGGAGUUUCCUCUGUUGGGUUCGUCAAAACUCAAAAAAAAGAAGAGCUUCAUUCUUUGGUCUCCGGGUUGUGCGUAAACACUGUUUUUGAUUCAUGGGUUUGUGAGGUUUUGGUGUUUCCGAGAUUGAGUUGAGAGUUUGGUGACUAAGGAAUGGCUGCUGCGGUUAUGAGAAAGCUGAGUCGUGCUGUUGUGGGUUCUAAAGGUGAUGGUUUUGAUUUGGAGAGUUACGCAGAUUUGAGCGCGGAGUUGGAGUACUCAUUCGCGGUGGAGUAUCAUGGUCCUCCGGUGGGUUAUGAUAUCCCACGUGCUUUUCCGAUCGACGUUGAUCGAAUCCCGACUGCUGCUCCGGUUUCUUCAGCGUCUCUGUUGCAUAAUCUGUCACUCCCGAUCAUCCAGCCCAUUGCGAAAUCCAAUCAGAAAGGCAAAACAGAGUCUAAGGUUGGGGUUGGGGACGAAAGAGAGGUGAUUGUUGGUUCCAAUGGAGAGAAGGGUGUGCGUGAUGAAGCUGGAAGCUCUGGUGAGUUGGGUUGUGGAAGUUCAGAGGGUGAGCUGGAGUUGGCUGGAGAUGGUGGAGAAGGUGAUUGGGCAACAGAGUCUGGUUUGAGCUCGGCUAGUGUUUCCUCUGAGGUUUUCUCUGGCAGAGAGGAAGGUGGUGUGGAGGAGGAACACGAGAUUGUUCCUCACCAUGUGAAAAGGCCAUCAAUUGUGACUUUUCGUGAUCCGGAUUCGAAUGAUGUGGUUGUGGAGGUGGUGGAGUUCAAUUCCUUUGAUGGGGAGGAGGAGAGUGUGGAAAUGAGGCCGAGGGUGGAGAGGAAAGGGAAGAAGGGAUCGUGUUAUCGGUGUGGGAGAGGGAACAAGUUCACUGAGAAGGAGGUGUGUAUUGUUUGUGAUGCAAAGUAUUGCUGUGAUUGUGUGCUGAGGGCAAUGGGGGCAAUGCCAGAAGGAAGGAAAUGUAUUACUUGCACUCAUUUCGGGAUUGAUGAGUUGAGGCGAGGGAGUUUAGGCAAGUGUUCUAGGAUGCUCAGGCGGCUUCUAGGUAAGGAGCUAACUGAAGCGGUCAUGAAAGCUGAGAUAUCAUGCCAGGCAAAUCAACUUCCAGGCAAUCUUGUUUUCGUGAAUGACGAGCCUCUUACACAAGAAGAGCUAUCUAGAUUGCAAGGUUGUACAAACCCUCCAAAAGGGCUAAAACCAGGAUCUUAUUGGUAUGAUAAUGUAUCUGGUUUUUGGGGGAAGGUUGGGCAAAGGCCUUGCCAAGUUAUAAGCCCCCAGCUGAAUGUUGGGGGUCCUCUAAAGCUAAAUGCUAGUAAUGGGGACACACAAAUAACGAUAAACAGUCGAAGGAUAGCCAAAUUAGAGGUCUUCAUGCUGCAGAUGGCAGGAGUGCCAUGUGAAGGGAAUCUUAACUACUGGGUGAGUGCAGACGGAUCCUAUCAGGAAGAAGGAAUGAAUAAUGUAAAGGGAAAGAUAUGGGACAGGAAAAUAAAGCUACUUUGUACUAUAUUGUCUUUGCCAAUUCCUACUGAAUCUACAAAUCCUCCUGCUGCGGAAGAAGAGAGAAACUAUAUUGAAGAGAAACUGCUCAACAAACUUAUUUUAGUUGGGCAUCAUAAAUCUGGCUCAAGCACUAUAUUUAAACAGGCAAAGUUUUUGUAUAAUGUUCCGUUUUCUGAAGAUGAGAGCCAAAAUAUUAAGUUCAUGAUCCAAAGCAAAUUGUACCGUUAUCUUGGUAUACUGCUUGAGGGACGUGAAUGGUUUGAAGAAGAAAGUUUAUCGGUUGCAAACAGAAAAGGAGAUCUUCAAGAUGAACCUGGUCCUUCAGGAAUUACAAGCCAGCGGGACAGUAAAACAACAUAUGCCAUUGGCCCAAGAUUGAAAUCUUUUGCAGAUUGGCUACUAAAAAGUAUGAUAUCAGGUACUUUGGAAGCCAUAUUUCCUGCUGCUACUCGUGAAUAUGCACCGUUUGUUGAGGAGUUGUGGAAGGAUCCAGCUAUUCAAUCCACAUACAACCGGAGGGAUGAAUUGGAAAUGCUACCCAGACAAGCUACUUAUUUUCUUAAUCGGGCUGUUGAAAUUUCAAGGAGCGAUUAUGAGCCCACAGACAUGGACAUCAUAUACGCUGAGGGAAUUACCACAUCCAAUAGCCUUAAUACCAUGGAAUUUUCAUUUACUAGAUCAUCUGAACGCAAUGAUCUGGCUUCUAUCUAUCAGCAUAAUCCUUUGAAAAGGUAUCAACUCAUUAGAGUGCAUAGUCUUGGAGGAAACUGCAAGUUGCUGGAGAUGUUUGAAGACAUUGAUAUGGUCGUAUUUUGUGUUGCAUUGACAGACUACUAUGAAAUUUGUGAAGAUGCCAAUGGGGUACCCAUAAACAAGAUGAUGGCAAGUAAGCAGCUGUUUGAAAGCAUUGUAACUCAUCCAGCGUUUGAUCAGAAACACUUCCUUCUGAUACUCAACAAGUUUGAUCUGCUCGAAGAGAAGAUUGAGCAAGUCCCUCUCACUCGAUGCGAAUGGUUUCAUGACUUCAAUCCAGCAACCAGUCAUAAUCCAGGCAGUAGUAAUAAUAACACCAAUAACCCUACGUUGGCUCACCGAGCCUUUCAGUAUAUUGCAAUGAAGUUCAAAAGACUAUUUCAUGGUCAAACAGACAGAAAGUUAUUUGUCUCCCUAGUUACUGCAUUAGAGCCUGACACAGUAGAUGAAGCUCUGAGAUAUGCUAGUGAGAUUCUUAGAUGCGAAGAAGAGCUACCCAAAUUAAUUAAUGAGUUCUCUUCGGCCAGCAUAGAAGCCAGUUCUACAGCUUAAAUCUCUGAGCAGAAAAUUGGCUUCUUAGUUCUUACAGUUGGUGCAAAUUGUUUAAAUGUGUGCAUGUAUACAGGCAUAUAAGAAGAAUAGAGGCCAGAUAUUUUUUUUUU
This is a messenger RNA of Argentina anserina (silverweed cinquefoil), 2966 nucleotides long. Its product is annotated as extra-large guanine nucleotide-binding protein 1-like. Gene Ontology annotation, molecular function: G-protein beta/gamma-subunit complex binding; guanyl nucleotide binding; GTPase activity. NCBI's taxonomy places the organism in Eukaryota, Viridiplantae, Streptophyta, Magnoliopsida, Rosales, Rosaceae. The record is from RefSeq and is a predicted model, not a curated record. Gene Ontology annotation, biological process: G protein-coupled receptor signaling pathway.